AUGGCGUGGGCGACGGCGUGCGAGGCUGACGGCGCACCGGCGACGAGCUUGUGCGCCGCUGCCUUCUCACCCGUAAGCCCGGCCGCCGCCAAUAGGGACGUCAAGAAGUUGGUGCUCCACAAGAUCCCCACCGUGCCAUACGCCGUCCGCCGAGGCAGCGGCGACGAGGAGUCCAGGGAAGCGGCGGCGGAGUGCGCCAUCUGCAUGGUUGAGUUCGAGGAGGGCGAGGCUGUGCGCGUGCUACCCCCCUGCGGCCACGGUUUCCACGCCGCCUGCAUCGACAAGUGGCUGCACGGGCACUCCACCUGUCCCUCCUGCCGCCGAAUUCUAUCGCUCCGGCUGCCGCCCGACGAGCGGUGCAGCCGCUGCGGUGCGCGGCCCCACGCCGGGGACGCCGGCUGGAAGCCCACCUCCUACAGCGGCGUGCCGCCGUUCCUGCCGUAGGCAGCUACGCCCAAAAGGCAAACGAUCUGGUUGAAAUCUUCUCGUUCACGGCUAGCAGUAGAUUUUUUUUUUUGAUAGUGGCUAGCAGUAGAUUUUACUAGUGCCUGGUUGCUAAUGCGUAGUAAUCCGGAACUGGAAACGGGGAAGCUGUUUAGGGCCUGAUUGGUAGGGUGCACUAGAGCUUAUCCGGCUCCCAUAGUGCAGGCUUCGUUGUUUUGUUGGUUGGAUUGGGCCUUAAGCCAGGCUCCAGCAAUGCAAAAUGGGCAGUACGGCCUGCAUAGCUGAAAACGCGAGUCCUCCCCGUUUCCAGCAAUGCAGGCUCCAC
Messenger RNA from Panicum virgatum (switchgrass), 769 nucleotides. RefSeq names its product RING-H2 finger protein ATL8-like. Bases 1 to 444 code for a protein of 147 amino acids. The transcript is spliced from 2 exons. Lineage: Eukaryota; Viridiplantae; Streptophyta; Magnoliopsida; Poales; Poaceae. The record is from RefSeq and is a predicted model, not a curated record.